AAGUGGUUUAAACUUUAUACGGGGGCUUUAAAAUACAAAAACUAGACGGAAUAAGAUCACUUUUCCCUCGAGGGUCCAAGUCUGUCCAAGCCUCUAUGUUGAAACCAAUUGGAAACCAACCAGAUGAAACCAAACUUUUGAUUUAAGUAAUAAACUGGAUAAAAAGAUUCAAUUCUGCUUUUCUACUACGUGACUUGAAAUGGAUGAUACAACCGGAGAAAUAACCCCUACAAUUUUGGUACAUGGAGGGGCCUGGGCUAUGCCAGAUGAAACCGAAUUAGCCGAAACCAAUGUUGGAGGGGUUAAAGCAGCAGUUAAGGUCGGCUAUGAAGUCUUAGUAAAUGGUGGUAGUGCUGUAGAUGCGGUAGAGAGUGCUGUGCGUUGUCUGGAAGAUAACCCCGUUUUCAACGCUGGUCACGGUUCAGUGCUGAAUUCACUGAAGGAGGUAGAAAUGGAUGCUGUCAUCAUGGAGGGGGACCACUUAAAUGCUGGAGCGGUUGCGUGCGUACAGAACAUUGCAAAUCCCGAUAGCUUGGCACGACUGGUCAUGGAUAAGACAGACCAUGUAUUACUGGUGGGGCAAGGUGCCAACAUGUUUGCAACUGAAAUGGGUGUCCCCAGUGUACCCAUGGAGACAUUAGUAACACCCAAUGCAGUAAAAAGGAGGGAGGAAAUGAAAACAUACAAUCAAGCUAUCAAAAAACAAUACGAAAUUAGGAAGAUCGACGAGGCUGUGCCAGUACAGACAGGUCAUGAUACUGUAGGUGCAGUUGCACUUGAUUCAAAAGGAAAUGUAGCAUUUGCAACAUCCACUGGUGGUAUCAAUGCAAAGCGACCAGGGAGGGUAGGAGACAGUCCUUUAAUUGGUAGUGGUGGAUACUGUGACAACAGAGUCGGUGCCGUUUCUACCACAGGGCAUGGGGAGGCUAUCAUGAAAGUAUGUCUCGCUAAACAUAUAAUGCAGUAUAUGGAGCAAGGUUAUACAGCACAAGAAGCAUCUGAUAAAGCUAUACAGUACAUGACUGAUAGAGUACAAAGCUCAGGUGGAGUAAUAACUGUGAAGAACAAUGGGGAGAUCGGGUUGAGCUUUAGUACAGAACGUAUGGCUUGGGCAUCCCUCCAGAGCAACACUUUAAAUUACGGACUUAAUCCUGAUGAAAAAUCUUCAGAGAAAUAUACUAUUUGAUGGAUUUUAAAAAUU
Owenia fusiformis is the source of this 1201-nucleotide messenger RNA. The record is from the annotation of a GenBank genome assembly. Lineage: Eukaryota; Metazoa; Annelida; Polychaeta; Sabellida; Oweniidae.